GGACGAGCGACGACGAUCGAUCAAUGCCACCCACCACAACAUCACCACGAUGAGGUUAUUACAAUGGGCCGCAUUCGGCCUGGCCAGCGUCGUCGCCGCUGAUUCGAAUCUGACAUACGAGUCUCGCAACAUCCUGUCCUCGACAUUCGCGCCGCCGAAGCACUUCCGCAAUGUGAACCUCGUGCGGAAUAUCAACCUGGAGAAGAGCUACCCGCGCGAGACCAUCAACGUGGUCAUUGAGAAUAUCGAUGCCAAGGCUCAGUCCGAGUACUUUCUGCCUGUCGAACAAGGCUUAUUGGGCCGAGUGGGCGGAUUGGAGGUCAAGGACAAGAAGGAUGCCGCCAACACCGGCUUCGCUGUCGAAGUAGUGGGCAUUGACCCCUCGAGCACGACCGAAUACUACAAAAUCACAUUGCCCAAGGCACUCCAGCCCAACGAGCAACAGACACUGUCCAUCACUUAUUUCGUCCUCGCCGCCCUCGAGCCUCUCCCGGCGCAGAUCGAGCAGAACGACAAGCAGUAUGUGCUGCACAAGUUCUCCGCCUACGCACCGAGCGCAUACACGACCCUCAAGCAGAAGACGAAGCUCAAGCUUCCGACCACCGAUGUGCCUGAUGCUGUUACAUUGCCAGCUUCGUUGAACGCGGAUGGCAAGGAGGACCCUCAAAAGCAAGGAUCGAGCUUCACAUACGGGCCAUACGAUGAGCGCGAGGCAGGUGCGACGCAGGAAGUCAGCGUGCGCUACGAGUUCACCAAGCCAUUGACCCAUGGUCUGUCUUUGGAAAGAGAUAUCGAGGUCAGCCACUGGGGCGGCAACAUUGCUACUGAGGAGCGAUACAUCUUGACGAACCGCGCUGCCACGCUCAAGAAGAACUUCGAUCGUGUCAAGUUCGCUCAGCAGAACUACUACAACCCAUCAUCGAGCGCCUUGAAGGAGCUCAAAUUCCCUCUUCUCGUUGGAAGUGCCGACCCAUACUACACAGACGACAUUGGAAAUGUUUCGACAUCUCGAUGGAGAUCAAACCCCAAGGAGGCGCACUUGGAACUCAAGCCUCGAUACCCGCUGUUUGGCGGUUGGCAGUACAAGUUCCGUGUCGGCUGGAACAACCAGAUCAAGAAGUUCUUGAGGACCUCUGGCGACCGAUACGUGCUGAAGGUGCCCUUCCUUGAGGGACCAAAGCAACAGGAGGGCGUGGAGUAUGAGCGUGUUGUGACGCGCGUCAUUCUGCCCGAAGGUGCUACCAACGUCCAAUUCGAGACAAACGUCCCUCUCAUUUCCAACACGACAGGCCUCCACAGGACAUUUAUGGACACGAUCGGCCGCACAGAGCUCACGCUCACCGCAAUCAACCUCGUUGACGAGUUCCGAGACCGCGAUCUCCUAGUCUCGUACGACUAUACGACUUCCGCAAUGCUGCGCAAGCCAUUGGUCAUUUUUGCUGGCCUGGUUGCCACGUUUGUUGCGGUCUACGUUGUCGCCACUUUGGACGUCAGCAUCGGGAAGAAGCAGAAGUCGAGCUAGAUUGCAGCUGACAUAUAGACAAAAUGUAUCAUUUUAGCGACA
Molecule: messenger RNA, 1564 nt
Organism: Cercospora beticola
Lineage: Eukaryota; Fungi; Ascomycota; Dothideomycetes; Mycosphaerellales; Mycosphaerellaceae
Gene: OST1
Product: dolichyl-diphosphooligosaccharide--protein glycotransferase subunit OST1
Cellular component (GO): oligosaccharyltransferase complex; membrane
Source: RefSeq, a predicted model, not a curated record